CACGAGGUCUCUGCGGUCUGUCGCGGCCAUGUCUACCUCACGAGAUUUUGGGUCGGCGUCGGAGCCCGGGAGUGACGAAAGGCGGCAGAAGAAACAGAACCGCUUCGUGAUGGUUGGCUUAACGGCCUCCGUCAUGCUGAUCCUUGCCGUGGUCGGAGUCGCCACCGUUCAGUACAACUCCGAGGCGGACGAGUCGAGCACCAGCCCUUCUGACGGCGGCUUGGAGUCGACGUCGCAUUUCCGUACCACGUCCGCCAUUGAGGUGAUCUGUUCACCGACCGACUACAAGAGCUCCUGCGAGUCGAGCCUGAGUAAGUACGUCAACGAUAGCUCGAAGCCCAAGGACCUGGUGAGGGCUGCCGUCUUAGCCGUCGUCGACGGGGUCGCCAAGGCCUUCAACCGCUCCGACUCGAUCAAGUCCGACGACCCCGAGGUGAAGGCCGCCAUUGCGGACUGCAAGGAGAUGCACCAGUAUGCCGUCGAUGAGCUUGCGAAAACGCUGAGUCACAUCGACGAGCACCACCUGAAGCAGCUCCCGAAGCAAAUCCCUGAGCUGAAGAACUGGCUGAGCGCCGUGGUCGCCUACCAGCAGACGUGCAUCGACGGCUUCCCUGAAGGGAAGCUCAAGUCCAAGAUGCAGGCCGCGAUGAAGUCCGCCAAGGAAAUCACGAGCAAUGCUUUGGCCAUCGUGGGGAAGAUAUCCUCCUUCCUCACUCUCAUUCAGGUCGCCGGCUUCAGCCGUCGUCUCCUCGAAGAAGAGCCCGCGGAGCCGGAAUGGUACGUGGACGGCAAUCCUUCAUGGGUGUCCCACGGCGACCGGAGGCUCCUCCAGACUCCUGCCACGCCUGAAUUAACGCCCAAUGUUACGGUCGCCAAGGAUGGAAGCGGAGACUUCACCACCAUAUCGGGGGCACUCGCUAAGGCACCAAAGAAAUUACUUAACGGAAGGUAUGUGAUCUAUGUAAAGGAGGGAGUGUACGAGGAGACAGUGGCGGUGGACAAGAAUACGUGGAACAUCACCAUGUAUGGUGAUGGUGAACAGAAGACGAUUGUUACAGGGAGCAAGAACUUUAUUGAUGGCGUGAAGACCUAUCACACCGCCACCUUUGCUGCGAUCGGAGAUGGGUUCAUGGCGGUGGACAUGGCAUUCCUGAACACGGCGGGGGCCAACAAACACCAGGCGGUGGCGCUCCGGGUGCAGGCCGACCGCGCCAUCUUCCUCCGGUGCCGCAUGGAGGCGUACCAGGACACCCUGUACGCCCACAGCCACCGUCAGUUCUACCGCGACUGCCUCAUCAGCGGCACCAUCGACUUCAUCUUCGGCGACGCCUCCGCCGUCUUCCAGCACUGCACUCUGACCGUGCGCCGACCCCUCAACAACCAGCAGAACAUCGUGCUCGCCCAGGGCCGCAGCGUCCUCCAAGAGUCCACCGGAUUCGUCAUCCAAAACUGCCGCAUCGUCGCCAUCCCCGCCCUCGCAGAUGCCAAACCCAAGUUACGCAGCUACCUCGGCCGCCCGUGGCAGGAGUUCUCCAACACCAUCAUCAUGGAGUCGGAGAUCGGCGACUUCAUAGAGCCAGAAGGGUACACGCCAUGGGAGGGAAGCUUCGCGCUCGACACCUUGUCCUACGCCGAGUACAACAACAAGGGCCCCGGCGCCGACACCUCGAAGCGGGUGCACUGGGCCGGCUUCAAGGUCAUCAGCCAGGAGGAGGCCAGCGCUUACACCGCUUCACCGUUCAUACAGGGAGACGAUUGGAUCUCAAAGAUGGGCGCACCUGUUAGCUUGGGUCUCUACAACGAGUAAUCCACAGCAAGCGAAGCUAUCUAAUCUAUCCCUAUCCUUCUCUCUAUUAAGUGAUAUCCAUUUGAGAGGAACUGCGUGAUCGGAUAUGAAGAAAAGCCCUCACAAUAUGAUAUCUACGACAAAUUUCAAUGAGU
Molecule: messenger RNA, 1941 nt
Organism: Musa acuminata subsp. malaccensis (wild Malaysian banana)
Lineage: Eukaryota; Viridiplantae; Streptophyta; Magnoliopsida; Zingiberales; Musaceae
Product: pectinesterase-like
Biological process (GO): cell wall modification
Molecular function (GO): pectinesterase activity; pectinesterase inhibitor activity
Source: RefSeq, a predicted model, not a curated record